UUAAAUUGUUAGUGCAAAAUAUUACUAUGCACAGUAACAGCUUUAAAAACUUAAAGCUUUGAGUUUUCUAAUAAUUGCGCAUUCAUCAAUCGUACGCCACUCACGGGGGAGCUUUACAUUUCAAAAUAUUAAUGAAUUGUUGCUUUGGUGGAGAAUUGUGUAAAUAAUUGAAAAUGUCAUUAUUUGGGCAAGAAUUUGAACAAAUUUGGCCAAUAGCCGGUGCAGCGAUUAAACUUACUGAAUUUGGUAAGAAUUUAUUAAAGAAGUGCGAAACUGUUACUAAGCCAGACACAAGUAAUAUUAAUAUUAAAGAAGUUAUAAAAAGGUCAUCCAAUUUCCCAGUUGAGUUCGGUACUAACACUUGUCGCAUCAUCAGUCAACCAAAGGAUCGUUAUCCAAUAAUUGAACAACAAAUUGCAUCGGCUUAUCCAGUAAUACAUGAACGCGUACUGAGUCUCUAUAUUGAUUUCUUGGAGCACAAGUGUAAAUACGGAAAUAAUCGUGAACGUGACCUCUAUACGAAACUAACACUCACAGAUUUCGUACAACGUCUUCUCACUAAACGAUGUGUCAGUUUUUAUGGUAAAAAUGACAAGUUUUUACUCCUAAGUCGUGAAAAAGGCUGUAGUGGUUUUAUGGAAGUUGGAACUGAUAAAGAAAAGCCACCACUAGUACUUUCAAAUGUACUCAGUUUUGACGAAAUUAAAUUAUCUGCGCUCCUAUCAGUUUCUUCACACUCUGAAUUUAUUAAUGAUGGUAAUCGUAAAAAUAUGGGAAUUAUAGAAAAGGAUAAAACUAAAAUAGAGCGUGAUGGUGUUGUUAUUGGAAUUAUUGGUGCGCGCUUAUCACGACGUGAUGUAAUGGAAUUUCAAGAUAUUAUCAUAUCCAAAACACAAAAUACUAAAGAAAAUGGUUAUGGUGAAGCAAUUGAAAAUAUUACUGACACACGUCCAGCAGAUUACCGACGUAUAUGGAAGGAAUUCUAUGAGGAACCGGAUUUUGUUUAUACUAAUAUUGUUAAAGAUGAUCGAAGAUUUGGGGAUUCAGUAAGUAAAGAUGACAUUUUCGAUAGCGUCUUAAUGAAGAAACGUUAUGCUAUUUCAUUUGAUACACUACUCUUGGAAAGUGAAGCCAAAGCAGCCAAAGCAAAUAAAAGUGCUUAUAUGCAUGUUGUGGGUAUUGGUUUGGGUGUUUGGAAAGUUUCUGGACAACAGGAGAAGAUAUUUUUAGACACAUUUACCGAACGUUUAAAGGUUUUGAUGGAAAAAUUACCACAUAUUGCAGUGGUACAUUUUUCAUGGUUCCAUCUGAAUGAAUGGGGCGAACUUAAGAAUAAUGGUUUUUUAGAAUGUGAAAAACAUCCUAAUGGAGGUAUUCAGACCUUUUUAUCUAACCGUAAUCCAGCUGACAAAUUGAGAACUCCUGAGCUAGAAAAUAUGUUAGUAAUUGUUUCAUAUGCUUGGGAUGGUAAUGCUCUACCUGGUAACGAGUUUUGGAUGAAAAUGUUGAAAUCUACUGGCGAUUCGUCUACUGCCUGUAGCACAUUGGUCACUGAACUGCACAAUCCUUUCAUCAAUAAGGAUAUGGUCAAUGGCAAUAACUUACAUAUAGCAUCUGAACACUUUGGCGUUUUGCAUAUUGCAGAUUACGCAGCAAAAGUUUUAAAUGAAUAAUGCAAUAUUUAAUAUAUUUAACAAUACGCAAUAUA
Messenger RNA from Teleopsis dalmanni, 1708 nucleotides. RefSeq lists its product as uncharacterized. Lineage: Eukaryota; Metazoa; Arthropoda; Insecta; Diptera; Diopsidae. The coding region runs from base 174 to 1673 and encodes 499 amino acids. The record is from RefSeq and is a predicted model, not a curated record. The transcript is spliced from 6 exons.